GACACUAUAUGAGGAAGCCAGAAUAUGGCUGCCUGCACCCACAUUCUUCUUCUUCUUACUUUUAUGCCUUGCUUAUGAUUCGUAUAUGAGAACGCAGGAAUAAUAAUCAAGUUUUACUACCCUUACCUUUUUUGAUGUUAUAUAGAAUUACUAACUGGUGCUCGCCAAACAUUCUUCUAUUCAUCCGAAGCCAAUUCAUUGCCAGAAAUCAUUUUAAAACACAUUCUCGUGCAAAAUUCUCUUCUCAAUGCACUUUUUGUUUCUUCUUCUAUCUCACUUAUUAUUUACCCUCACCUUUGGGGAACAUAUUUUCACAGCCUUAUUAACACUGAUUCAGCCAAGCCCCACCCCUAUAAAGGUUUUCACCGUUUUCGCAACACUUCAAAAUUUCACCUACAUCACUUUUUAUACCGGAAAAUCGUAGAAAAACGUGAUAUUCUGCGAUAAAAUUUUCACUCCCGAUUUUAAUUUUUCGAACUGUAAACAUUCGCGACGGUAACUACCAGCAAGCAGAAUGUGCUUUAGUAUUGGUGACAACUUUGACAUUGUUGUCGAUAAACAUUAUUUGAGAAUCCCUAGUUUCAUUAACUUUUCCUUUGAGUUGAAACGUUAAAUCUGAAACACCCGCAUCACUGCUCCACUAGCCACGUCUGUCAAAAACAGAAAACUGUAAACAUUCAGAUUGGGUAUUGCAAUCAGUUUUCUCGCAAUGCCACGACCGUCGAAACGGCAAAAGGCGGCUAUCGACCGCGAAAACCGUAAAAAAGCGCGAUCAAGUAGUCUUAUUUCCAUUCGUGUGACUGAAGAUGUUCCCGACUGCAUCAGGAAUCCAUCGGUGGAAGAAAGUGGUUCGGUGCCUGAUCUGCAGCAACCUAACAGCCUCGCACAAAUAUCCUGCAGGGAAGAUGAUGAAUCAUCGACAGAUUGGAGCCUAGACUUUCAAACGAUGCCCUCAGUUGACGACCCACCGUCAAGCCCGCUGCGUGAGUACGACACACAUACGAUGUCCGCUGCCAUCCCGGAGACUCCUUUGGAAUUUGCUUUUGUUGACGACUCUUUUAUAUCAGAAUUCGACCUACUCGUUGAGGAAAUCGAGGGAACCGAGCAUUCAGAAGAAUCGUGGACAGAGCCGCCGGAAAGGUAUGCACCAUUUUCGGAAGAGCGAAACAUGCCUGUGGAAAGUGGUUUCAGCAGCGAGCAGCAAAAAUGGCAGAAUGCAGCAAACUGUCGAGCGCACACUCCGACCGAAGGAAUGAGUCCCUCGUUUGCAGCGUGUAGCGAAGCGGAACAACCAUUUUCGGCCGAUGGAGGAAGUUCCACGAAUGCAACAGCAUGCUUAGCAGAACAUCCACUUCCGGUCCAAGGAAUAGGAUCUCGAAAUGCAGAACUUUGCCAAGUCGAGCAGCCGUGUCCGGUCGAAAUAGUUGGAUCCAUGUGCGUAGCUCAUUGCCAAGCGGAGCAACCACUUUCAGCGGGAGGAAGUUGUUCUACGGGUGCAGCAGAUAUCCAAUUGGAAAAGUUGAUUUCAGACGGAUUGAGUUCCUUAUGUGCUUUGGAAGGGGCAGCGAAGCCGUUCGGCAGGAGUAUUUGCACACGAGUUUCCACGAGGACAGCAGAAUGCAGAUCAGAGCAGUCUUUUCCAGCUGAAGAAAGCUGUUCCGCGAAAGCAAAAGAUGGUCAUGUAAAGCAGCCGUUCCCGGCCGGAAUAAUGAAUCCCUCGGGUACAACAGAUUGCCGAACAGAGCAGCCGUAUUCAGUCGACAGAAGCAUUUUCUCAAGUGUGGAAGAACACCGAACGGAGCAUUCGUUUCCGGAUAAGGGAGCAUGUAAUACGACGUCGCAUCUUUCAGAAUUAGCUGGUAUAUAUUUAAAAUCUAGUAUUUACGAAAUCUAUAUGGACCAUUCACAAAUUACGUAUAGCAAUAAGAAUGAACAAAUUAAAGGACUUUCGUUAUUUAUGUUUUUGAUUGUUUUGACUAGAAAAGCAGAGCAGAGAGAGACGAAGUAUCGAUAAUACAAGUAGGGUCUUGUACCAUUCGGGCAGGUGAACCUAUUUUGGGCACUUGCCGCUAUA
This is a messenger RNA of Aedes albopictus (Asian tiger mosquito), 2074 nucleotides long. RefSeq lists its product as uncharacterized. Bases 710 to 2014 code for a protein of 434 amino acids. The transcript has 3 exons. The record is from RefSeq and is a predicted model, not a curated record. NCBI's taxonomy places the organism in Eukaryota, Metazoa, Arthropoda, Insecta, Diptera, Culicidae.